This is a messenger RNA of Sitodiplosis mosellana (orange wheat blossom midge), 1770 nucleotides long. RefSeq names its product gustatory receptor for bitter taste 66a (gene Gr66a). The coding region runs from base 21 to 1670 and encodes 549 amino acids. Lineage: Eukaryota; Metazoa; Arthropoda; Insecta; Diptera; Cecidomyiidae. The transcript is spliced from 5 exons. Gene Ontology annotation, biological process: sensory perception of taste. Gene Ontology annotation, cellular component: axon; neuronal cell body; membrane. The record is from RefSeq and is a predicted model, not a curated record.
UUGAAACAAUUUCGAAAAAAAUGGCUGUAAAAUCCAACAUGAAUUUUUCUGAAGCCAUCAGUUAUAUUUUUUACGUGACCAAAUUAUUCGGUCUGAUACCGUAUUCACUAUCGCAAUAUCGUCAGCAUAAAAUUUUGGUUAGUUCAUAUUUCGGCAAUAUUCUAUCGAUUGCUGCGUUGGGCGCCUAUGUGUUUUACUAUCAUUAUGUUGUGACCCAGACUUAUUUCGAUGGCAAUCCCUUUAAUUCCGGUACAUUGACGACAAUUAUUGGCAUUUUCAUUUUGUACAUGGAACCAAUAAUGAUGACAUUGGAUAUGUUGGCAACGCUCAUCAAUCAGCGUCACUUGGUCCGGUGCAUUCAGCGUUUGGAGCAAGUGGAUGAAAAAUUGGCCAAAGAAAAUGUCCAAAUCGAUUAUCGAACUCUGAAACGGCUUUCGCUCAUUCUGAUCAUCGUGACUUUGUUUCGAAAAUUUUUAAUGAUGUUAUUUGGGUUUUUUGUGUUUGAAUUGAAUGUUGUGCAAUUGUGGUCGAUGUAUGUGCCGAUUUGUGUGAGUGUUUUAUCAAAAAUCUUUUUUGUAUUGAUCGUGUGUAACAUUCGUAAGAAAUUCGAUGCAAUUAAUUCGUAUCUGGACGAAUUGGCCAAUUCAUUGAAUUCGUUGAAUGAGAACAAUUCACUGAAUAAGAAUAAUUCGAAUGAGGAAACCGUCGGAGUUGAUAAUAAUAACGUGCAGAAUAAAUUCCAUACUCGUCCAACGAAUGCGCCAGCGGCAACAUUUCAACCGGGCUAUUUGCAACAGGAAAUUGUUGUGAAACCAAAACCGAAAUUUUUCCAAAUCAUGACCAGACCCGCUUUGAACUUGGUUAAACCAUUCGAAUCGCGAGAAUUUGUUGGAAACAUUGGGUUCUCUCGAUCCGGUCAAAUGAAUGAUUCGGUUCGAUUUCCGAUUAACGAAUUCCCUUUGGCAAGAAACGGACCAAUUGUGGUUGGUGACAAAUUUGAUAAACGGCUCACCAACUUGUGCUUUUUGCACGAUGAAAUAUGCGAAAUUGUUGGCAUUGCAAACUACAUGUUCAGUUUUCAAAUGUUGAUGCUCAUGGCGUACGGCUUUCUCGGGAUUACUGCUCAACUUUAUUUUGUAUACUGCGGCCUAGCCAAUCAACCUGUUCCCCGAUUAUUCCGUUCGGCUGAGAAUAUUGGCAUUUCAUCCGUUCUCAUCAUAUCAACGGCAGUUGUUUGCGUCUAUGUGAUUUACGUGUGUUGGCAAACGAAGAAUUCCGCCGAGAAAACGGGUGUGUUCCUGCAUAAAUUGGCCAAUAUCGUCGAUGAAAAUCAUUUUUAUGAAACCAUCAAUCAUCUAUCCUUAAAACUAUUGAACCAUCAGUUGAACUUCACUGCUUGUGGCUUCUUCGAUUUGGAUAUGACAACAAUUUAUGCAGUAUUUUUCAUUUUUUUUUCCACUCAAACGAAUUUCCUCGGGCGCAAUUUAAUGAUUGUUAUCCUUUCAUUGUCCGUUUCAUUUCAGAUCACGGGCGCGAUUACCAGUUACCUGAUCAUUUUGAUACAAUUCAAUGUCGCAGCGCAAAGAAGUAAGAAAUUAUACCUUCAAAAUGCGAAUAACAGCGCUUCACCAAUUGAAGUUGCAAUUAAAAAUGACUCAAAUGGCGAUUAAAAACAGCACAUUAAAUUCUAAUUCAAUGUUAACAAGAUUUUAUUGUGUAUUUUUACAUGUGAUUUGAUCACGAUUAGCACCUGUUCGAGUGAAUAAAUGU